AUGACCACCUUAUCUGCUGACGCAACCACUGACUUGUUAGGCAAUAACAAGAGACCUUACAGUAUUGACAGUAUCCCUGGUGCCGACUCCACUAUGAAUUCAGACCUCUCUCUAAAUAAGAAACCCAAGUUAGAUGAUGCUAAGGAAGAUGUGGAAGAUGAUGAUCAAUCACUGAGUGUUUUUGCCAGGAGAGCUGAGAAUAAGAGCAAAUCAGAGAAUAUGAUAAUACCAAAAAUUCCAUCCCACCCAAUUAUUCUGAGUAAAGACCCUGAAUCAGGUAAAUAUAUCUUACCCAAAAUUAAUAAAGAGGACUCGUUGAAUGCCCGAAUGUUUCUUAAAUACUAUGGAUUAAAGAGUUUUUUAGAUUCAUUUUUACCAGAGGAAUUAAAUUCACUAUACAUUUAUUUUUUAAUCAAAUUACUAGGGUUUGAAAUAAAAGAUCGUGAUUUAUUAAAUGUUGUUUAUGAAUUCAUCGAUCCAGAUAUGCAUAUAGAUGACAAUGAGUCAUUGGAAAGAAUUGAAUACGAGGAUCCUCUAGAGAAGAAGCAGGCAGUUCGUCUCAUUAAAGAUUUACAAAAGGCUAUCAAUAAAGUUCUUUGCACAAGAUUAAGGUUAUCGAAUUUUUAUACUAUUGAACAUUUUGUCGAUAAGUUGAAGACAGCAAAUAGAAUUUUGGUCCUUACAGGGGCAGGUGUUUCCACAUCUUUGGGUAUACCUGAUUUUAGAUCAUCAGAAGGGUUUUACUCCAAAAUUAAACAUUUAGGCCUUGACGAUCCGCAAGAUGUUUUCAACUACGAUAUAUUUAUGCAGAAUCCGUCUGUGUUCUAUAAUAUUUCCCACAUGAUUUUACCACCAGAUAACAUCUACUCUCCCUUGCAUAGUUUCAUUAAGAUGCUUCAAGAUAAGGGGAAGUUGUUGAGGAAUUACACACAAAAUAUUGAUAAUUUAGAGUCAUAUGCUGGUAUCAAGGCGGAAAACUUGGUACAAUGUCAUGGGUCCUUUGCUACUGCAUCCUGUAUUACUUGUCAUUGGAAAUUACCUGGUGAAAAAAUCUUUGAGAAUAUAAGGAAAAUGGAAUUACCAUUAUGUCCAUACUGUUAUAAGAAAAGGAGAGAAUAUUUUCCCAAUGAUAAUGCUAAAUUAGAUCCAACAUUGGCGAAAAACAGCGGUAAAUUUACAGGACAAGCACUAAAAUCGUACGGUGUCUUAAAACCAGAUAUUACAUUUUUUGGUGAAGCCCUCCCAUCUAAAUUUCAUAAAACCAUUCGUGAGGAUAUUUUGAAAUGUGAUCUACUGAUUUGCAUAGGUACCAGUUUAAAAGUGGCACCUGUUUCUGAAAUUGUGAAUAUGGUUCCCGCACAUGUACCACAAGUACUAAUUAAUAGAGAUCCUGUGAGACAUGCUGAGUUUGAUUUGAACCUGUUAGGAUUUUGUGAUGAUGUUGCUGCAUUAGUAGCGCAGAAAUCAGGAUGGGAUAUUCCACACAAGAAAUGGGAAAUAUUAAAAACCGAAGUCUUUGAUUGUAUAGAAAAGGAGAAAGGAACUUAUAACAUUUCCCAACAUGAAGAUACAAAUUAA
Messenger RNA from Naumovozyma castellii, 1578 nucleotides. It is a transcript of the gene HST1, whose product is annotated as histone deacetylase HST1. The record is from RefSeq and is a predicted model, not a curated record. NCBI's taxonomy places the organism in Eukaryota, Fungi, Ascomycota, Saccharomycetes, Saccharomycetales, Saccharomycetaceae. The coding region runs from base 1 to 1578 and encodes 525 amino acids. The transcript has a single exon.